CUGACAUGGCGGGCAUGAGUUUCUAUUUUGAAAAUGAAGUGGAGAAAUAUCGAAAAUAUAGAUCCAAAUUGAUCACAAUCGUAUACAGAGGUGAUGAAGGAUUUAAGAAGGAUAUCAAUCUUUAUAUUGACGAGCUUAACUCUAUCGAAUACACACAGAAAAUUGCUGGAAAUGAGGAAGCAUGUCAGCUAUUGUGUCAUUGCUGUACACUGGUGCCCACCCAACUUGACCAGCUCCUCACAAAGUUUGCUCAAUUAACAGUGAAUCUCAUCACUAAAUUACAGAUGGAGCUCAGUGAUAAAUGCCUGAACAUCUUGGUCGAGUAUUAUGUAUUGGCGUUACAACAAUGUCCCCAGUGGACAUGGCCUGAUAUUCUACAUGCCCUAGCGACAGUGUUGUAUGAGAAUGGGCACAGAAUUGAACAGUAUGAGGAGAUGUUACUGAGUGAAGGAGGUCUACUAGUAUCCAUGAUACAAGAGAGCCACGAAGAGGAGGUCAUAAAGGGUGCAUUGAUAUGCCUGGAGAAUGCCUGCAUCAGGGUUUCACUAGAGAAAUACAUACCUGAGAAAUUUGCUCUGGUUUGUUUCAAAACAUUUGCGAAAAUUCUAGAACAGGCUAAAGGUGCCAAGAUGGAAGAGGUGUCGCAUUGUAAGCUGAUUGUACAUGCUCUAAGGGGUCUUCAGAAUGUGAUAGUAGGCCUUAAUGCUUUACAGACUGACCAACUUGGACUCGUGUUAGCUAUUAUCAAAGUGUACAUAUAUUUUGGAACACCCCAGGAAAUUCCACUCACUACCAAUAUGUGUCUCUAUCCUACCCCCAUGAGUCAGUAUGCUGGGGCCGUGUCACCAAAUAGGAUCCCUCUUCAGCCCCCCAGUCCCACCCCUAAGGCAGCACCUAAAGUUGCCAACAAGAAAAAUAAAAAGAGACGCCCCAAAAAGGUUGAAUCUCAGCAAGAUGAUGAGGACCAAUCAAAAUUCCAGAAUAGAUUCACUCCUGGUCAUCAAUUUCUUAGCUCAUCAUUAGGCUCUUCUAGUCAUGACACUUUCUCCCUCCGCCCACACUGGAAUCGCAUCAGCAGCUCAGAAUCUGAGUACUCAGAUACAGAGGGGGAACAAGCAGUUAAAACAAGAUCCAUAUUCUCUAGAGUAAGACUGGCUGCUCUGAGUUGCUUACUAAGUGUAGUGAAAAUCACAGAAAGGAAAAUAAUGUUUGGUUAUUGGUCGGCAUUUAUUCCGGAUUCUCCAGGGGGUCAGACGCAGACUUUAUUCACAACGAUAUUAAAAGAUGGCAUCCCAAAAGUACGAUGUAAUGCUCUUACAGUAUUGACAGCUUUAUUAGAAGGGAGUAAGCAGUAUUUGGCAGUAGCUUCUGAGGACAGUAAGAACGAUCAGUUUGCUUUCACAUCCUACUCAUUUACAUUGAGCUCAAUGGUAAAGCAGCUGCAUACUAAUCUACUGAUGACGUUAGCCUCAGAGAACUCCCCCCUAGCCAUCACACAAACUAUUAAGUGCCUGGCAACAUUAGUGAUCAAUGUACCAUACCAGAAGUUUAAACCAGGGUUGCUAAGCAGAGUGGCUAAACAGAUCAAGCCCUUUGUAACACAUAGAGAUCCUAAUAUAAGAGUAGCUUGCCUGACAUGUUAUGGUUCAAUAGUAACAGUCAAUGCUCCUCUGUUAGAAGUCUUCUAUAUUCUCAAUCCAAUCAAGUCAACAAACAAACCAAAAGAUGGCGCAAGUGAAGUUUCCCAGAAUUCAUCAGGAACUUCCCAGAAUGCAAUGGACGUUACCAAGGAUACAUCUGAAGUAUCCCAGAAUACCACGUCGAGUGAAACAAAUUUUAGUGAUGGGGCUCAAUCGGGAAGUCAGACCCCAGGGUCAGGAUCUUUGACCCCCAGGUUAGAGCAAAUGACUAAUGUGUUACCAAGUCAGGAGACCCCAUGGUUGGUGCGGUUAUGUGUGGGGAUCAUACGUCAUACAGACGACAGUCUUACCUUAUCAGGAAGUGGAUGUCCUACAAGACCAAGUGGGGCAACAGAACCUCUACCAGUGGUCUUAGAAGCACUACAAGUCUUGGUCCACCUUGCAAAAUCUUACUUUCCAUUAAUCAGACAUAGUGUAGUCCUACUGAGGGACACAAUACAAUACUGUUGCGAAGAAGCAGACCCUUCUGUACAGUUACAUGGUGCUAAGCUACUGGAAGCUCUUGGUCCUAUGAUACUCACACAAAUACAACCAGCUGUUGAUGCCCCAUCUAAUGCAGACAGACUCACUCUGAAAGAAGGAGUUGACUUUUGGUUGAGUAUACUGGACAAACCUAUAAGGUCAGGAAUACAAAAUCAAAAUCAUGCCCAACUUAGAGCUACAAUAUGUGACUGUAUAUCCAACAUAGGAGCUAAAGUGUUUGAACAAUUCUCUAUGCGUCACAGGAUAUCAUGUGUGACAUUAUUACUUGGUGUGACCAGUGAUGAGGACUGUCAUGUAAGAGCAUCUGCAAUACGAGCCCUUGGUGUAUUUGUUCUCUAUCCAUGUCUGAGAGAGGAUGUCUGCUUUGUUGCUGAUACUGCAAACAAAGUGAUUGAACUGAUGGAGGAGAGCAACCUGAGUGUCCGAAUCAAGACGGCUUGGGUGUUAGGCAAUAUCAGUGAUGCUCUUGUGGUGAACAAGGAAGAAAAUGACGAGGCAUUCCUAGAGGAUUUCUCCGAUGUUCUUCUGUUGCGAUUGUUUAACGUUGCAUCGAAGGCAGCACAGGAUAAUGAUAAAGUCAAGUCUAAUGGUGUCAGGGCUAUUGGAAAUCUUGUACGCUACAUACAGCCUAGAAGCUGGGGAAAGAAGAAUGUAGUAGAAGCAAUAGACCAGGCUAUAAUUGCACUUACUAAGGCUGUCACAUCAGGCUCAAUGAAGGCUCGUUGGAACGCAUGCUAUGCUGUCGGCAAUAUGUUUAAGAAUCCACUUCUUCCAGUGGGCACUGCUAAUUGGACAAGUCAAAUCUACUCAAGUCUGUGUUCAGUUGUUAAGGACUGUAAGAACUAUAAAGUCCGGAUCAAUGCAGCCCUGGCACUGUCAAACAUACAACAGAGGUCAAUGUAUGGAGACAGUGGAAUGUUCCUCUCUGUGUGGAGGAGUCUUAUAGAGGCAUUGGAGUCCACAGAAGACAUCCAUGACUUUGCUGACUAUAAAUACAGGGACACUCUGGUAGAUCAGAUAUGUGUAACAGUCGUACAACUGGUGUGCCUUAUAGCAGUUGAUGACCUUGUAGCCUUAGGAGCACUGUUCUUUGACAAGUCGCAACAUGUGGACAUGUACCUUUCUAAACAUAUUGUCAAUAUAUCUUCCCUUGAGGGUGCUGACAGGACAGAUAAAGAAAGUAAACUACAAGAAGCUGUGGAACAUAUGCGGAAACUGUCCGAGUCUCAAUUAACUAAAGAGCAGCACUCUGCAUGGCAGAUCUUGACAGACAUCUUAGAGAAGCCUGUUCAAGUCAAAGAAAGUGCCAAGGAAACAAGAGAGAGAUCUGGAUUCUUGGAGACAUAUGAUUAAACAUAUGGUUAAUGAGAGAAACAUCAAGAUUUUUCAUUUUGCUGUUAUUUAUGGAUUUUAACUGGGUGUUAUAAAAUGAUACAAAUUCACAAAAAGUGAAAUAUCCUUUCUUGUGUUGGAGAGAUACUAUUUUCUUUUAACAUAUUUUCAUUUGUAUGAUUAUCAGACACAUAGGGGUUAAUAUAUAUAAAAAUUAUCCACUUAAACUAAUGAAUUUCGAGUUUAAGGGAACUCACUUGUGUAUCUGCCAUAUUAAUUUACCAACCUGGUAACUACCUACUCGCAUAUGGGUUAUUGAUACUAAUUUAUUAAAAACCCGGGUGUCUGCUUAAAAGCUACAAUUAUCUUUUUGCACGUUUGAUUGAAAAAUUGUAUAAAAUGACAUAAAUGA
Owenia fusiformis is the source of this 3927-nucleotide messenger RNA. NCBI's taxonomy places the organism in Eukaryota, Metazoa, Annelida, Polychaeta, Sabellida, Oweniidae. The record is from the annotation of a GenBank genome assembly.